AUCAAAAUCUCUGACCAUUCUGCAGAUGUCUUUUCCAUAGAUUCAUUCCCCUCUAAACACGAGCAACUAUUAAGCAAAUAUCUUGUUCCUUCUGUCGCAGGUGUGGACAUUGUCAGCGUCUCCAGCCAACUUGGAAUGAUUUGGGAGAUAAAUACAACAACAUGGAAAACCCCCAGGUCUAUGUUGUUAAAGUGGAUUGUACUACAGAUACUCCACUGUGCUCUGAAUUUGGCGUCCGAGGAUACCCUACCCUAAAGCUGCUUAAACCUGGACAAGAACCUCUGAAAUACCAAGGCCCUCGGGACUUCCAGGCACUGGAAAACUGGAUGUUGGAGAAACUAAAUGAGGAACCAUCUGAUUCAGAAUCUGAUGUGGAACCACCAAAAGCCCCUGAACCUAAGCAGGGAAUGUAUGAACUCUCAGCAGACAAUUUCAAGAUGCACAUAGCAGAAGGUAAUCACUUUAUCAAAUUCUUUGCCCCUUGGUGUGGUCAUUGCAAGGCUUUGGCCCCAACCUGGGAACAGCUGGCUCAAGCCUUUGAACAUUCAGAAACUGUCAAGAUUGGCAAGGUCGACUGUACCCAGCAUUAUGAAGUCUGCUCUGAAACUCAAGUUCGUGGCUAUCCCACACUCCUCUGGUUUAGGAACGGUGAAAAGGGUGACCAGUACAAAGGGAAGAGGGACUUCGAUUCCUUAAAGGAAUAUGUGGAUUCCCAACUACAGAGCUCUGGGAAAGAGCCGCCAGCAGAUAAACCUGCUGAAGCCCCACAGCCACCCGCAGAUAAACCCGCUGAAGCCCCGCAGGCUGCAGUGCUCUCUCUCUCUGAAAAAGACUUCGAUGCAACCAUUGCUACAGGGAUCACCUUUAUUAAAUUCUAUGCUCCAUGGUGUGGUCACUGUAAGAACUUGGCUCCAACUUGGGAGAACCUUGCCAAAGAGCAAUUUCCAGGUUUGACUGAUGUCAAAAUAGCAGAAGUAGACUGCACUGUGCAACGUAACGUCUGCAACAGAUUUUCUGUACGGGGUUAUCCUACACUUCUACUUUUCCGAGGUGGAAAGAAAGUCAGUGAACACAAUGGAACGAGAGACCUUGAAUCACUGCAUAGCUUUGUCUUACGUCAGGCAAGGGAUGAAUUGUAAUAAAAAUCUGGAUGCUCCGUCCCUGACUGUCUUUGUACAGUAGCUGAGGGAUUUCAAUCAUUGCUAAUUUUCAAAUAGUGUAUUUGGGGGUGGGUGGGGUGGGGAUUGGGGCAUUUUUUUGUUUAUUUGUUUUUAGGAAAUUGAAUGUACUGAACAUUGGUAUCUUCCCUCUGUGUGUGUGUUAAAGGCACAUUACCCCGAGUGUGAAGGAAAACUAACAAGUAGUUACUGUGCAAACUGAGAAUAUUUUCAGUAUUGGUAGUACUACUGCAUUUCUGCGUUUCCGCAAUGAAGUGUAAAUGGUUUCCUUUGAGACUAAAAUACAUGAAGAAAAACCAACUUAAGGGCACCAGUAGAAUAUUUUUGUCUUCAAGUUAGAUUUGGUUAAAGUGUAAUUCUUACAAACUGCCCACCAUUACUAGAAAGGUAUAAGCUACAGCUGCGUUGAGUCACUUUUGCCUCUAGAACUGUACUUGAAACCCUAUUUGUCUUAAUAUAGCUGCUGGUUAAGAAAUGGAAAGUCACAGGAGGUUGAAAACACACACACCUUUGGAAGAUACCAGGCCACCAUGAGCUGGUUGUUUCCUGUUAAUCCUCUCAGCGUGGGAGGUCUAGCCAUAAUGAAAGUGAUGGUACUGUAACACGUGCCUGAACAUUACUGAUGCCAUAGUGUACAUGUGUCAGGUGGAUUUUCGUAGGCUGCUUCCGUCCAGCUCCAGAGGAGUAACUAUGCUCUACUUAUAUAGAGCCAAAGUGAAUAGGCGCUAUUAUAACUGCUCCGUUAAUAUUAAAUGAUCAGUUAGACUUCAGAGCUGAUGACACGCGUUUCCUACCCUCGCCUGAAUCCAGACUUUGUGCUGACCUGCUCCUUAUUCAAAGUACUUAGAGAGUAACAAGCAGUACGUUUAAUUUUUUUUUCCAUUCAGUUAUUCUACAGUAGUGUAAAAUAGUUCCCCACUCUUCUUGAGCCUUAAC
Molecule: messenger RNA, 2114 nt
Organism: Charadrius vociferus (killdeer)
Lineage: Eukaryota; Metazoa; Chordata; Aves; Charadriiformes; Charadriidae
Gene: TXNDC5
Product: thioredoxin domain containing 5 (endoplasmic reticulum)
Exons: 9
Coding region: 162-1139 (325 amino acids)
Biological process (GO): protein folding
Cellular component (GO): endoplasmic reticulum
Molecular function (GO): protein disulfide isomerase activity
Source: RefSeq, a predicted model, not a curated record